CCCUGGUCCUCUGGCCUGAGAACGCCUGAGUGAGGAGUUGGCGGUAGUGAGAGGGACCGAUCCCUUGGGGCCGCCGGCGGCGAGAGCCUGAGCCGCUCCUCCCAAUGGCGAAGAAGACGUACGACCUGCUUUUCAAGCUGCUCCUGAUCGGAGACUCGGGAGUGGGGAAGACCUGCGUCCUUUUCCGUUUUUCGGAUGAUGCCUUCAAUACCACCUUUAUUUCCACCAUAGGAAUAGACUUUAAGAUCAAAACAGUUGAAUUACAAGGAAAGAAAAUCAAGCUACAGAUAUGGGAUACAGCAGGCCAGGAGCGAUUUCACACCAUCACAACCUCCUACUAUAGAGGAGCAAUGGGUAUCAUGCUAGUAUAUGACAUCACCAAUGGGAAAAGUUUUGAAAACAUCAGCAAAUGGCUUAGAAACAUAGAUGAGCAUGCCAAUGAAGAUGUGGAAAGAAUGUUACUAGGAAACAAGUGUGAUAUGGACGAUAAAAGAGUUGUACCUAAAGGAAAAGGAGAACAGAUUGCAAGGGAGCAUGGUAUUAGAUUUUUUGAGACUAGUGCAAAAGCAAAUAUAAACAUCGAAAAGGCGUUCCUCACAUUAGCUGAAGAUAUCCUUCGAAAGACCCCUGUAAAAGAGCCUAACAGUGAAAACGUAGAUAUCAGCAGUGGAGGAGGCGUGACAGGCUGGAAGAGCAAAUGUUGCUGAGCGUUCUCCUGGUCCACCAGUUGCCAUCCACCACCCUGUUUUCUCUUCUUGCUGCAAGAUAAACCACUCUGCCCAUUUUUAACUCUAAACAGAUACUUCUGUUCCUCAUUUUAACUCUCCAGUCCACCUUAUUUGUUCUUUCAUCUGUGACUGCUUGCUGACUUAUAAUUUCCUUCAAACAAAAAAAAUGUAUAGAAAAAUCAUGUCUGUGACUUCAUUUUUAAAUGUACUUGCUCAGCUCACCACUGCAUUUCAGUUGUAUUAUAGUCAAGUUCUUCUUAUCAACAUUAAAACCUAUAGCAAUCAUUUCAACUCUAUUCUGCAAAUUGUAUAAGAAUAAAAGUUAGAAUUAACAAUUUUA
Messenger RNA from Manis javanica (Malayan pangolin), 1068 nucleotides. It is a transcript of the gene RAB10, whose product is annotated as RAB10, member RAS oncogene family. Gene Ontology annotation, molecular function: GTPase activity; GTP binding. NCBI's taxonomy places the organism in Eukaryota, Metazoa, Chordata, Mammalia, Pholidota, Manidae. The record is from RefSeq and is a predicted model, not a curated record.